AGCCUGGAGCGGGAUAGACUCCAGGCUCCACAAACACACAGCCAACAGGCAAGGAACUGUCAGCGCUGGGGAUCGACGCUUCGUCCUAAGUUGUACAUCACUUUAAGCACAGACGUUUGUCCUGAAACUUCUGCAACAUGCCAAAGUGUCCAAGGUGUGAAAAAGAAGUGUACUUUGCUGAGAGGGUCAGUUCUUUGGGUAAAGACUGGCACAGACCGUGUUUAAAAUGCCAGAAGUGUAAUAAAACUCUAUCUCCUGGUUCACACGCAGAGCAUGAAGGCAAACCAUACUGUAACAAUCCUUGCUAUGCGGCCUUAUUUGGACCAAAAGGUUUUGGACGAGGAGGUGCAGAAAGUCAUGAGUACAAAUGAAAAGAAGGACUUAUGUCAUACUCCAGAGAAGACAUUUUAGAAAAUUCCUGCUCCUGAGGAAGCAGAUUGUAAUGAAAAUGUUAUGAAUGUACUAUACUAUUUUCUAAUGCAUGUUAAAGCUGCAAGGAUGUGUCUGCUCUAGACAGUACUUCCUCUUAUGAGGAUGCUGGAAUUUAUUAAACAAUUGUAAACACAUCUGUUUUACUUCUUAUACAAUGUUAGGCCAAGUAUGCUGAAUUGUUUCAGAUAUAUACAUUUUGAAACCACAGGACCCAUUUUCUUAAACUUCUUUAUUAAAGAUUAACUUACAAGUCUGUAAUAAUAAUCUGUUUAAAAAAAAACAAUAAACAGAAGGGAUAAUAUUUAA
Molecule: messenger RNA, 738 nt
Organism: Protopterus annectens (West African lungfish)
Lineage: Eukaryota; Metazoa; Chordata; Ceratodontiformes; Protopteridae
Gene: CRIP1
Product: cysteine rich protein 1
Exons: 5
Coding region: 138-371 (77 amino acids)
Biological process (GO): intrinsic apoptotic signaling pathway in response to DNA damage; regulation of gene expression
Molecular function (GO): zinc ion binding
Source: RefSeq, a predicted model, not a curated record